Messenger RNA from Cucurbita pepo subsp. pepo (vegetable marrow), 2012 nucleotides. RefSeq lists its product as uncharacterized. Lineage: Eukaryota; Viridiplantae; Streptophyta; Magnoliopsida; Cucurbitales; Cucurbitaceae. The record is from RefSeq and is a predicted model, not a curated record.
GCUUCCUCUCUUUUCUUCGCUCCCCCAAGUUAACAGCAUUCUGUCUUCCUCCGCCGGCCGCCACUUCAAUUGCCUCGACGACCGGAUAAAAAGCCUGAUCGCCAUGGAGGCUCAGCAUUUCUCUACGCCUCCUUCUAAAGGAGCUAUUUCGAAAUCUGGCAGCAUUACGACACCAAGCUCGUCGCCUCUACUUCCUUCGGUAAUAAGGCUAUGGCGGCCAUCAGCGCAAAGGAACAUUCGGAAUCAGUGGUCGAAGUUGUCUUCACUCAAACAACAAUGGGCUUCUUCUUCUUCUACCGGGCGAUCUCAUGCUACAUCUGUUGUCAAUGCCUAUCUAUCACAAAAGUAUAUGCCUUCUAUGGAGCUAGGUUCUCUCAGCGACAUGCUUGAUAUACGAAAUAAAGCUUGUUUAAAAUUGUCUAAGCAGCAGGAACUUUAUCGAAGUAAACUCUUAUCUUCAUACAAGGACAUGGUUGAUGUUGUAGUUCAGAUGGUCAACACUUGCAGAUUGAUGAGAUGUUAUUUCAAGGGAACAAGUAGUAGCACGCUCAUACAAUUUUCCACUAGCUUUGAGGACAAUCAAAGUGAGGAUGCUGGAGAUGGUGGUGGCAUCUCCGUAUUUACAUCAUUGACAAUCCCUUGCUUUGAGAAAUUGGCAGAGGAGCUUGUUCAAAUGUUUGGGUUGGAGUUGAAUCUGAAGCGGCAGCUUUUGAUGGAACUUCUUUCUAUUAGUUCUGGAUCCUCACAAUACAGCUUGGUCUGGUCAGAAGAGCUUUACUCGGGGGAGUUCGACAACUUGCGUUUGUGCAACUUGCUCUCUGAGGAAACUAGCAUGCCGCUUCAUCCAACCUUGAAGGGUCAUGAAUCCAAUACACAUAUGGUUAGUCGUAACCAUCAGCCAAACCCAGAAGUUUUGCAGGUCUAUCUUGUUGCAUGGCUUGCAGACGUGAACAUACACACAAAAAGGGUAGAUGAAAUAUUUGAAUUAGUUAGUGAGGAGAUUCGUGUCAGCCUAUCCUAAGAGGAUUGAUCGACAUGGAGCUAGUGAAGAACAAGCUUUGUGAUUCUACUUCGUGGAUUGAUCGACAUGGGCGCCCAUACGAACACAGAAGACAGGUUUGUUAGAACUCUGACCCUAAUUCUCAUACAGAUUAUGGGAUGGUGGUGGUUGUUUAUGGUCGGAAUCAACAGACAUUAAAACUUAACGACUAAAUCUAACCACAGCUGUUUCUUCUUCUGGAGAAAGUGAAGGGUUGGUGCAGUGUUUUUUUCCAGCCAUUAAAACUUAAUUUUUGCAGACAAAUUAGGCAACUAUUUGUCACAUAGAUUUGAUUUGAUUUUAUAUUAAGGAAACAUUAAUGAAAUUUAAUGCAUUUCUCAUGCAUAAUCCCUUCCUUAAUCACACAAAACUCCCUAAAGUUUGAUUAAGGAUCAUCAUUUGGGAAUUGGGAUUGAUACCCACAAUAAUUAAUUCCCUCAAAACAUCUCAAUCAUAAACCAUACCCAUUCCCAUCAAUUUCAUUUUCAUAUUGGUAGAAACCAAACAAAAACUCUUUAAUGCUCAUCCAAGCACACCUUACCAUACCAUUCCAAUAUAUUCAAGGCCCUUCCCAUAAUUAACCCUAUAACCCAACUAUUUAACAAAUAGUCCUUUACAAAAGCACUAUUUGCAAAUAGUGGUGCCACACUAUACAUGAAUUGCUAUAUGCCCCUUCUUAAUAUGGAUACAUUAGGCAAAAGAGAGAUUCAAUUCUUUUUUUUUCUUUUUUUCUUUCGUAUUUGCCCUUCAUUACUUCUUAUGGUUGAUUCAAAAGGGAGAAAUUUCAAUUAUUCUUUAAAAGUUGUGAUUUGCCACACAACCCAUAUGUAAGCCAUAACUUUCAUCCCCAUUCUACUCUGUUUCCCACCAUUUUUGUUGUGAAGUUGGGCAGUCAAGCAGCUGGUUCAUGAAGCCACAGGUUUAGAAGACACUAAAGUUUGAAUUGAAUACGAAAUUACAGUGAAAUUAACGA